Corylus avellana is the source of this 753-nucleotide messenger RNA. Its product is annotated as bidirectional sugar transporter SWEET4-like. The record is from RefSeq and is a predicted model, not a curated record. NCBI's taxonomy places the organism in Eukaryota, Viridiplantae, Streptophyta, Magnoliopsida, Fagales, Betulaceae. Gene Ontology annotation, cellular component: membrane. Gene Ontology annotation, biological process: carbohydrate transport. Gene Ontology annotation, molecular function: sugar transmembrane transporter activity.
AUGGUUUCUACAGAAGCUGCUCGAAUGGCCGUUGGUGUUCUAGGAAACAUUAUCUCACUUUUCUUGUUCUUGUCCCCAGUGCCAACUUUUGUUCAAAUAUGGAAGAAAGGGUCAGUGGAGCAUUACUCACCAGUACCAUACCUUGCAGCCCUAGUCAAUUGCUUGGUCUGGACCUUGUACGGCAUGCCCAUGGUGCACCCCCACAGCACCCUGGUGCUGACCAUCAACAGCUCCGGGACCACCAUUGAGCUCACGUACAUAGUUCUGUUCUUCAUCUUCUCCAAUAGGAAAAUGAGGCUCGGAGUUUUGCUGGGCCUACUUGUUGAAUUGAUAUUCACCGGCGUUCUCACAACUUUGGUUUUAACCCUAACCCAUUCGCAUAAGGAGCGGUCUUUGAUUGUAGGCAUCAUAUGCAUUUUGUUCAACGUCAUGAUGUAUGCUUCCCCAUUGGUUGUAAUGAAAUUGGUGCUUACCACAAGAAGUGUGGAGUAUAUGCCUUUUUCCCUCUCCUUCAUUUCCUUUGUCAAUGGUCUUAUCUGGAGUACUUAUGGUCUUAUUCAAUUUGACCCCUUCGUCCUUGCACCCAAUGUGGUGGGAACAAUGUUUGGGCUGGCCCAAUUGAUUCUCUAUGCCACUUUCUACACAUCAACAAAGCGACAGAUUGCAGAAAGGAAGGACAAAGCUGGCCAGGUGGAUCUGUUAGAGCUGGUUGUGGAUGGAGAAGACACUAAGAAGGUUGGCAGUGCAUCUUAG